Molecule: messenger RNA, 2195 nt
Organism: Pollicipes pollicipes
Lineage: Eukaryota; Metazoa; Arthropoda; Thecostraca; Pollicipedomorpha; Pollicipedidae
Product: transforming growth factor-beta-induced protein ig-h3
Exons: 16
Coding region: 63-2195 (710 amino acids)
Biological process (GO): extracellular matrix organization; cell adhesion
Cellular component (GO): extracellular matrix
Molecular function (GO): cell adhesion molecule binding
Source: RefSeq, a predicted model, not a curated record
CUGUCAGUGCCGCCGCUCGCUCGCGCGGAGUCGGCUCCUGGCGUCGACAGACCCCGAGCAUCAUGCGGGCCGGCUGGGUGGCGGUAGUGCUCUGCCUUGUGCAGGCGGCCGCCGGCAGGCGCAUCCCCUGGUGGAGCAUCAAGAUCGCGCAGGAGCAGGGGCCAAACGCCUGCGUGGUGGAGGAGGUUCCCGGCACAUACACUGAGAUCUGGACCGAGUGCCGCUACUGGAUAAAUAGGGAGAUUUGUGGACAGAAAACAAUAAUCCGUUAUGAGUGCUGCGAAGGGUACCAACAGUUAGGGGAGGACCAGAACUGCACAUCCGUGAAGCCGCUGAAGAACAUCCUGCAGACAGCCGAGGACCUUGGGGCCCGUCGGUUUGUGGCAGCCGUCACCGCGGCUGGCCUCGCGCCGGAACUGAGCAGGGAUGGCGCCUUCACCCUGUUCCUGCCCACGGACGCCGCAUUCCAGCGCAUGUCAAGCAGCCUGAGGGGAACGCUGGAAGCCAGCGCCGGCGAUCCCCGCAGCCCGGUGCUGUUGUACCACUUGCUGGACGGCAAGCUGACCACCAAGGACAUGGGAGCCGACCAGCUGGUGGAGACGAAGAGCGCGGGCGCCAAGCUGAGGCUCAACAAAUACUCCAACCAGAUGACGACGGUCAACUGUAACCUGCUGGUGAGGAAGGACCAGAAGGCCACCAACGGCGUGGUUCACCUCAUCGACGCCGUGCUAGACCCCAGCUUUCUCAGCAGCCGCUCAGUGAUCGAUCUGGUGGUACAGGACGGCCGAUUCAGCGUGCUGGCGGAGGCGCUGGAGGCCUCAGGCUAUAUCCAGGAGUUACGCCGUAUGCCCGGUGCGUUGACGAUACUAGCGCCGUCUGACGAGGCGUUCCAGAAGCUCCCCGAGAGACGCCGCGAGAAAAUCUUGAACGAUAAGGUGGCACGGGAUGCUCUCCUCAAGAACCACAUCAUACCUCAUCCCGUGUGCAAGUCGGCGGUCAUUGGAAACCACAAGAUGAGGUCCGAGUCCGGUAGCAAGCUGGAGUUCAACUGCAACAGGGACUCGGUGUUUGUGGACCGCUCCAAGAUCACACAGGAUGAGAUCGCGGGCCAGAACGGAGUCAUCCACAUGUUGGACGACCUGCUUAUACCCGACAGAGCCAUGAACUUCCUGGAGCUGGCGGAGAAGCACCAGCUGUUGACGUUCCUCAACCUGGUACGCGUAGCUGGUUUGGAGGAGGCGUUCGGCGACUUCGGGGAUUACACGAUAUUCGUACCCGAUGAGAACGCCUUCCUCACUGUACCCGAGGGCCUGAUGGAAGCGGCCAGGUCCGACACGGAGGCGGCGCGUGAUCUCCUGCUCUUCCACGGCACUCAGGGUCGCAUCUUCAGCAAGGACAUCUCCGACAAUCAGGUGGUGAUGUCGCUGGAUGAGGAGAAUCCACUGCGGCUACACGUGCACCGCAGCGCCCUGGCCGUAGAGGACGCCAUCAUCCAGCAGGCCGACAUCGAGGGCCAGAACGGCGUGAUGCACAUUAUCAACCGCGUCCUGCUUCCCUCGAACAGGAGCGCCGCUGACGUCCUGCGUCGCGACGGUCGCUUCAGCAUCCUACUGUCGGCGAUGGAGAGGGUGAUGGCCGCGGACCCACAUAGUUUGGACCUGCGGAACGACGGCGUCUUCACCAUCUUCGCGCCCACUGACGACGCCUUCCAGGCGCUGGGACAGGCAGGGGUGGACGCGCUGAUGUCUGACAUCGAGCUCCUCACCAAGACAGUCAAGAAUCACGUCUCCGCCCGCCUGUUGAGCUCAGGCUCGUUCCAGCACGACCUAAGCUACCAGGUGGCCACCCAGCACGGCUCGGUCGACCUGCACUACGAAGGCGACGAGCUGAUGGUGGGGGAGGCGCGCGUGCUGAAGCGCGACAUCAUGAACACCAACGGCGUGCUGCACCUGAUCGACAAGGUGCUGGUGCCAACCGAGUUGGCGCACCAGGCCACCUUCGCCGGCAGCACGUCCUUCCACAGCAGCCGUACAGAGUACAACGGAAGCGGCUCCAGCUACAGCCAUACCUACAGCUCGAGCUCGUCGUCGUCUUCACACAGCAGCGGUGGCGGCCGGUACCGCAGCGGGCCCCGUCCGGCCGGCACUGGCUCUCGCUACACGUCAUCGUCGCGCCGCGCCGUCUCUUCCGGCUAG